This is a messenger RNA of Ectocarpus sp. CCAP 1310/34, 287 nucleotides long. The record is from the annotation of a GenBank genome assembly. NCBI's taxonomy places the organism in Eukaryota, Phaeophyceae, Ectocarpales, Ectocarpaceae.
GCCGAGGAGGGGUCCAGCACUAGAAGGAGAUGAACAGCUUUCCGCCAGGACUGCUGAAUCCCGGCGUGUCAACGUCUGCGUCCGUUGCUACUGCUGGUUGGUGCGUCCGACUUCUCGGCGUGGAGUGUCCGACCGGACGGGAGCUGAUUUUCAAUGUCUUCUUCACGGGUUACGGGGUGUGGAUGCUGUUCCCGCUAAGCAUAAUCCUGCUGCUAGUCUACCGGCUCGUUGGACCCCCCGAGGUGUGUAUGGCUCGUGAUUUGCGCUGUGAACAAAAGUGCAGAUAG